This is a messenger RNA of Branchiostoma floridae (Florida lancelet), 855 nucleotides long. Its product is annotated as zinc finger CCHC-type and RNA-binding motif-containing protein 1-like. Gene Ontology annotation, cellular component: U12-type spliceosomal complex. Gene Ontology annotation, biological process: mRNA splicing, via spliceosome. The coding region runs from base 4 to 828 and encodes 274 amino acids. Gene Ontology annotation, molecular function: zinc ion binding; RNA binding. Lineage: Eukaryota; Metazoa; Chordata; Leptocardii; Amphioxiformes; Branchiostomatidae. The record is from RefSeq and is a predicted model, not a curated record. The transcript is spliced from 8 exons.
GGAAUGGUCCGAAAGGUGAAAGGUGACAAAGAUGGCGUACACGGACAACAUUUUCUGACACGGUUGCGACUUUUUAGAAUCUGGCACAAAAGUGGCGUUUCUGAUCUAAGCAGAGGCGGGGAACCUUCACCUUACUUCUCGGACACUCCAAUAAUAACCAUGAGUGGUGGACUGGCCCCCAGUAAGACCACAGUCUAUGUGUCCAACCUACCAUUUGCACUCACCAACAAUGAUCUGCACAAGAUUUUUGAGAAGUAUGGCAAGGUGGUCAAGGUGACAGUUAUGAGGGACAAGAUUACCAGACAAAGUAAAGGAGUGGCUUUUGUUCUGUUCCUGAAGAGAGAGGAGGCACAUGCCUGUGUGCGAGCUCUCAAUGGGAAGGUGUUAUUUGGACGCACCGUCAAAUGCAGCAUGGCCAAGGACAAUGGGCGGGCCUCAGAGUUCAUCCGACGGAAAGUCUACAAGGACAAGAGCCAGUGUUACGAGUGUGGGGAAGAGGGCCACAUGAGCUAUGCAUGUCCAAAGAACACCCUGGGUGAAAGAGAACCUCCCCCAAAGAAGGAGAAGAAAAGGAAGAAGUCACAAAUGGCAGAAGAAGAGUACCAAGAGGAAGAUGAGAGUGAUGAAGGGGAGGACCCUGCACUGGACAGUCUGGGGGCAGCCAUCAGAUAUGAACAAGCCAAGAUAGAAGAAGAAGAGUACAGAUAUAGGGUGGCUACAGGCAGCUAUGAGGAGCCAAGCACAUCACAAGCGAGUGACGCCAAGAAGAAAAAAUUCAAGAAAGACGAAUAUUUCAGUGAUGAAGAGGAUAUCAGUGAUCACGACUAGAAAUCCUUUCAGAUUCGUUGUACAUUU